This is a messenger RNA of Xiphophorus couchianus (Monterrey platyfish), 3429 nucleotides long. RefSeq names its product carbonic anhydrase VIII (gene ca8). Lineage: Eukaryota; Metazoa; Chordata; Actinopteri; Cyprinodontiformes; Poeciliidae. The record is from RefSeq and is a predicted model, not a curated record. Bases 1068 to 1862 code for a protein of 264 amino acids. Gene Ontology annotation, molecular function: zinc ion binding; carbonate dehydratase activity. The transcript has 9 exons.
GGAGGGGGGUGCGGAGGGGCGACAAGGUGGAGCUUAAAUCACGUUUCAGAAGACUCUGAAAAGUUUCCAUUUAUUUUCACUUGCUGAUUUUUAGGUGAAGAUGUUGCCUUCAUGUAUGCUUAAUUAAUUCAAAUGUCAUUUGAAGUUUGCACGGCCUCUGCAACAUUGCUUGUUGUUGUAAAAUAGCUAGGCCCCUCCUUUACGUCGUCUCUGAGGUCAGGCACUACAUUUGGCUGAAGAAGAUGAGAAAUGUGAGACUUUUUUCAACUGUUCUUACAGAGCUGGGAGUGUCUUAGCAAAAACCUUUUCACAUCUCUUGAACUUCUCCACAUUUCAUGAUGUUACAACCACAAAUCAUGAUGUAGUGGUGCACAAAUCCUCGUAUAAUUGUGAAAUCUGAAAAGUGUGGAAUGCAUUUGUAUUCAACUCCCUCUUAUCUGAUGCCCCUAAAUACAACCGGGACAACUAUUUGACACAUCCUGCUUACAUUUUGCAUGAGAUGUUGAAAAGUGUUAUUCACAUGUACUCCGUACAAUUUGUUUGAACUUGAGGUAUUUUGCAAAAAAAAAAAUCAUUUGCAAAAAUGUAACUCUGGAUAUGCAAAGUCAGAAGAGAUAUUUCCCAAACAACUUGCAAGAAGUAUCAGCUCACAGGGCCUGACUACAAAUGCACACGACACUUUAAAAUGUUGCUUACAUUUUUUUUUUGAAAGCCAUCACUUUCCUUCCACCUCAUAAAUUUGUGCUACUUUAUGUAAGUAAAAAAAAAAAAAAUCUCAACAAUCCAACAAUCUGCACUGAGGUUUGCAGUUGUAACAUAAUAACAUCUGAAAAAGUUCAAGGUGUAUUCAAGCUUUGGCAAGACCGUGCAGCUACUGUAGCUCUGAUCAAACCUUUCUGUAUCGUUAAAGGAAAUGUGGACGUUGUCAUAAUUGCUACCAACUUGAUUCCUAGUUUGAAACAGUCAUUUUAGUAAAGUUUACAGAUAUGCAAACCGUCAUUUUUGUCUUGUUUCACUUUGUCUUCCUUCUUUUGUUGCUUUUACUGAGCAUCCAAGGAUGAGCUCUGAUGCAAUUCUGUGACUGUUCCUGUGUAGAAUGGGGACUCCAUUUCCCAGCAGCCAACGGCGAGUACCAGUCUCCGAUUAAUCUCAACUCAAGGGAAGCGCAGUAUGACCCCUCCCUCCUGGAUGCUGGCUUAACACCAAACUACGUGGUGUGUCGAGACUGUGAAGUCAUCAACGACGGGCACACUGUCCACAUCCUUCUCAAGUCCAAGUCAGUGGUUACUGGGGGUCCAUUGCCUAGUGAUCAUGAGUAUGAGCUUCACGAGGUUCGAUUCCACUGGGGCAAAGAGAACCAGAGAGGAUCAGAGCACACCGUCAACUUCAAGGCUUUCCCUAUGGAGCUCCAUCUGAUUCACUGGAACAGCACUCUCUUUAACUCACUAGAAGAUGCUUUGGGGAAGAAGAAUGGAAUCCUCAUUAUAGCACUUUUUGUCCAGAUUGGCAAAGAGCACCUGGGUCUAAAGGCCAUCACUGAAGUCCUACAAGACCUGCAGUACAAGGGGAAGAACAAGAUAAUCCCAUGUUUUAACCCCAACACGCUUCUACCUGACCCGCUGCUGAGAGACUACUGGGUGUAUGAAGGAUCUCUGACCACACCGCCUUGUAGUGAAAAAGUGACCUGGAUACUUUUCCGCUAUCCCCUCACCAUCUCGCAGCUACAGAUUGAGGAGUUUCGGAGGUUACGGUCGCACAUCAAGGGGGCGGAGCUGCUGGAAGGAAACGACGGGAUGCUGGGGGACAACUUCCGCCCCACCCAGCCGCUCAGUGACAGGAUUGUCCGCGCCGCCUUCCAGUGACUUUCACUUUCCUGUGCCAUCUCAGUGAAACUCUGGGACCUACACAUACAAAAAUAGAAGAAGGAGAAGAAAACAGAGGAGUGGAAACAGGAAGAAAGAGGGGAAAUUAAUGUGAUAACAGAUCUAAGACAAACUAGAAGAGGAUGAAAAAGCUUUUAGUGUCACCGCCUUCACUCCAGGCUUUGUGUGUGUGUCAGUACAUGUAAGUGCAGCCAUCGUUUUCUGUAUUGUUUCUCACUCCUCCCCGUAGUUUUGCUGUUCACAUCGACUGUUCAUGUGUGUAUUUGUUACACAUUCGGUUUGGGGCGUUAUUGUGUCUGCGUGCUGAAUGUGUGUUGUGACUAAAUGAUGAGGAGUUAACGCAGUCGUCACAACAGGAUGAAGAAUCGUCCGCAGACGAACAAGAAGCCUGAAAAACACACACUAACCUGUCUUGUUCUCCAUAUUUUAAUACGCAUAUUUUAAUACUCCACUUAAAAUAAUACUAUUAUCAUUCUUAUGAGAUGAAUAUUAAUAAACUUAAAUAUAAAAAACUGUUUUAAACGGAAACUGUGAAUAAAUGGCUUCUGAAGUUCUAUGUUCCAGCUCAUUUUCCUUCUUCUGGCAGUGAAUUCAACACCACUUUCAUCUUUUAAAAUACAAGUGAAAUAAAAAUGACUGCUUUCAAAUUAACAUAUGAAAACAAUAUGUGGUUGUUUUAAGGUACUAUACAUCAAAUGGAGCUGGUACGAUUUAUAGGAACGAUGACUGUGACUGGAAAGAAACAGUAAACUACAACUUACUAAAAAAAAAGAGUCUGUACAUGGCCCCCCAAAAAGAGCAUCUUACAUGCCAUUCACAAAGCAAACACUUCUAAUGACAUCCAGAUGAAAACUGGCCAAUCAAGUUAAACAGACGUGGGAAAUACGUUUUUCUUUAGCGUUAGAGACCAGUUGUUGUCUUUUGACUCACAGCGAGCUUCAGGUGUUGAUAUCAAGACACUGUAAGAACUACAGGAGUCCGAUUUGGGGAAGGGUUCCUAAAUGAAUUCCUAGUUUGGAUGUUUGUAACCCUAUAAGUCCUAAACUUAGCGGCGACAAUCCAGCCAAAUUUAUAGUACCGUAAUUCCGCCACACUUUGCGCUAUCUGAAAAAUUCCAACGUUUUUUAAAAUGGGAAACGUUGCUCUUUCCAGCCAUUAUGGUAAUUUUACUCCCGUCCUUGGCAGGGAAAUUAAUCUGAGGGGGACUCUUUUAAUAGGCGGUAAAUUAUGAAAAUGCUAGAUAUGGAAAGUUCCAGUUGUUAUGGAUAAAUGGGCAAAUAUAUUUACUCACAGGACAUUUAAAGAACUGCGUGCAAUUAAAAUAAACAAAAAAUAUCCAGGCGGUGGUUUUAAAUUUAGGACAUAAAGGGUUGCAUUUGUAAAAGAAAACAACAAAUGAAUACUUUCUGUAUUUCACUGUUUAACUUGAAAAAAGUGUUAAAAUUAAGUCAGAUUGUUUUUUUUAUUAUAUGGAGUCUAUAUGAAUGUGUACUGCACAAAGUUUUGGUUUAUUGUCAAAAUAAAAAUGAAACUUGUGCAUUCUUGA